UGCAAGGCAGCAGACGACAACGACGAAGAAGAAGAAGAGGCAUCCACAAGAUGGCCGCUGUCGAGCCACUUCUCGACCGCGCCGUCCGCUCCGUUCGCGCUCGGCUCUCGCACCAUCGCGUGUGGAGCCUGCAAGAACUGUGCCGACGCUGCCUCGUGUCAGCGCGUUCGCUGCUCGAGUGGAAGGCGCUGACGCAGAACUUCGCCGAGCGUGUCAGGCGCCGGGCCUGCCUCUUCUCGAUCGUGCACUUCAGCGGCUGCGGCGUCAACUUCUGCCUGCAGCGCUACUUCUCCGAGUCCGACCACCACUCCUACUGGAUCAGCUGCACGCUGGACCGGAAGUCCUACAUGGCGGUCAGGGCGUCGAACUACAACGCGGACAAGCUGCUCGAGGACGACGACCUGUGGCACUGGGCUCGCCUCGACCACCCGCACGUGCUCUCGGUGCUGGCGGUGGUGUGCAACGCGCCCGGCGUCCAGGUGUACCUGGUCACCCUGUCGCCCGACGACGGCCUCGAGCACUUCGCCGGCAUCCUGGCCGUCAGGGACCUCUGCGUGCACGAGCUGCAGCUGUGGAAGUUCCUGCGCCAGCUGUGCUCGGCUCUCAUCUACCUCCGAGGUCGGCGUACGUGAGCGCGCGGACGACCUCGCACGCCCGAACGUUAAUAGUAUUCGGCCUGCGUAAGGGCUGAGACUUAGCUCGCGGAAGCCCCUAUC
Molecule: messenger RNA, 716 nt
Organism: Dermacentor andersoni
Lineage: Eukaryota; Metazoa; Arthropoda; Arachnida; Ixodida; Ixodidae
Source: RefSeq, a predicted model, not a curated record